AUGGAAGAGGACGAUCCUGUCGUUCAAGAGAUACCGGUGUACUUGUCUCAGGCAUUAGCUGAUAACUUCUAUAUUUUUCAAUACCCGGUAAGGCCGGCGAAUAGGGAUUGGAAGGAUGUUAAAGUAAGGAACGCGUCAAUUAAGCCUAAGAACCAGAUAGUGAGGCUUGAAGUUGAUCUCGACACCUAUAGUGAUAGAUACUGUCCAUCUAAGGGAGAACAAAUUGCUCUUAACACCGAUGGCCAACAGGAAACCAGCUAUCAUUCCAGAGAUAAAGAAAAAGAGAAAUCCAAAUAUUUUAAAAAUGGUAUCAUGGACAAGAUUGUCUAUGAAAGCAGCGUACCAUGCUUGGAGACACAACAUUAUGCUGUAGCUCUGUUGCAAGAUAAGGAGCUCCACUGUACUCCUGUAAAAGGUAUCAUUCAAUUGCGGCCAUCUUGCAGUUUUUACGAUAAGCAGGAUAAAAAAAAACAUGACAAAUCAAAGACUGAAAAUUCUGAUGAUGAGGAGAAAGAACCAGAAGCAAAGCAGGUUACGGUAAAAUUCGCACGACAAGAAACCGAACUGGCGAAAAAAGCACGUGAAAAGUCAUUUGAAACAAUAUCCCAGCGCAUUGCUGAUGAACCUUGGUAUGAAGGAUUAUGGAAGCCAGCUGACAGUGACUAUGCAGAGUUGGAACGUCUUAAACUGUUCAGCGCCAACACUUCGGAUGGUUCCUGCUUGACCAUGCCACACGGGGAAUACGUGCGAUCACUGGUCCCUCCCCCGCCCCCUGACGAGGCAGACGUACAACCCUCUAAGCAGCUCACUCUUCAAGAGCAGAUCAAGGAGAUACUCAUCAGCGCCAAACUGAUGACGUUCGGCGAGCUGCGCGCUCGUAUCCAGGGCGGCACGUGCGAGGGGGCGCUGCUGAGCGCGCUCGGCGGCGCCGCCUGCUGCGUGCGCGGCCUCUGGGCGCCGCGCUCGGCCGACCUGUACACGCGCCCCGCCCCCGCCCCGCCACACCUCAUGUGCGCGGCGAGGGACCACGUGCUGUACCUGUUCACGCAGCACCCGUACGUGGACCGUCGCAAGGUGGCGGCGGUGGUCCGGCUGCCGGCGGCCGACGUGCUGGAGGUGAUGCGGUCGGUCGCGCGGCAGACGGACCGCGGCUGGGAGCUGCUGCUUCCGCCGGACGUGGGGUUCGAAUCCCGCCACCCGGACGUGGUGCGGCGGCAGAACGCGUACUGGGAGGCGCGUAGGCGGCAGUUCGGAGAGGCGCUGAUGGCGGACGCGCCGCGCCGCCAGCGCAAGAAGUCGCAGCGCGACUCGAUAGGGUCGGACGACGACGAGCGACGCCGCAUGAGGGCGAAGUGCGCGCCCGGCUCGGGCAAGCGGACGAGGAACGCCAGCUCGGGCAGCCAUGACGCCACG
This is a messenger RNA of Iphiclides podalirius (scarce swallowtail), 1413 nucleotides long. The record is from the annotation of a GenBank genome assembly. Lineage: Eukaryota; Metazoa; Arthropoda; Insecta; Lepidoptera; Papilionidae.